UAACAAAUACGUUUUGCGAAUAUAAUACCCUAAGGUAGAUCACAGAUGAAGGGGAAGAGGGAAAUGUAGCAGACCGUCAAGGCAAGAACUUUAUUACUUUCAUUAAGAAAUCUUAUAUUUUCUCAGCAGCAUCCGGAAACAAUUAUUUUAAAUUUUUUUUUAAUUGUAUUGUAUAACUGCCGUCCUUAAAUAAAAGCUGCAACGGCUUAUCACUGUCCAACAUUUUUCAUGCCAAUAUGUGGAUUUUGUACGGCGCAUACCCAAAUAAACGCUGCGGUAACGCCGAGCGGUUGAAAACUCGAUUUGACAGUGUGUUAGCUGCAGAAAACAAAUAAGGUAUAAUCUCUGAAACAAAUGCUUGUAAAAAUGGAUAAUUUUGAGAAAAUAAUAGAAAUGGUAGAAAUCAACCCCUGCCUCUACGAUAAAAGAGACGAAAAAUAUAAAGACUUUAAACAUAAAGAGCGGGUUUGGCAAGAAAUCGCCAAUCAAGUUAAUCUUUCGGCAAGAAAUUGUAAAGUAAAGUGGAAGAGUCUGCGCGACAAAUACAGAAAGAUGAAACUUUCUGAAGAUCAACCGUCCGGAUCAGGACACACUUGGAAGUAUAUGGAGAGUUUAGAGUUUUUGACGGAAACUAUGGAUCCUAUCAGUACAAACACUAACGCUAAAAUGGACACAACAGAACUGUUAGUAGAUGAACAGAUAUUACGCACCACAACUAAACAAAAACGUUGCAACGAUGAUCUCUUUAAUGAUGUGCUAAAAGCAAUGAAGAGGAAAUAUGAAGGACCACAAACCUCAAACAAUAACAAAUAUGAACAUUUCUUCGGUAUGCUUGGGAACAAAUUGGAUAAACUAACUGAGAGUGAAGUUGAUGAAGUAGAAAUUGAAAUUUUAAACCUAGUUAACCAAAAACUGAAUGCAUCCAGAAAAACAUCGAAAGGUAUUUAUAGAUGAAUUCAAUUUAAUAUUUCAACUUCAUUUUCUGUAAGUUUAGCCAAUUUGUUCGUACUCCGUAAUAGCUAGGAUAUUAAACAUUAUAUUUUAAAUUUAAGUUAUUUUAAAACAAAAAUAUCUA
Messenger RNA from Bactrocera latifrons, 1075 nucleotides. RefSeq lists its product as uncharacterized. The transcript is spliced from 4 exons. The record is from RefSeq and is a predicted model, not a curated record. Bases 355 to 954 code for a protein of 199 amino acids. Gene Ontology annotation, cellular component: nucleus; transcription regulator complex. Gene Ontology annotation, biological process: regulation of transcription by RNA polymerase II. Lineage: Eukaryota; Metazoa; Arthropoda; Insecta; Diptera; Tephritidae.